CUAGUCGGCCAUUAAAAAUUACGGUAUAUUUCGAUAUAUUUUUGUACGUUAAAUGGUACAUUUUGAAACUUUACUUGCGGUCACUUUGAUCAGCACAUGUUGUUGCCAUCACCGCAGUUUUUCCUCAGGAAAUUCAGUUUGAAAUAGAAGAGAAAUGAGCGCUGCAAGAAAACUUGAGCGUGCUGACGUGUGUCGGGUGCCGGAGAACAUCAACUUUCCUGCUGAAGAAGACAAUGUGCUGCAGCAAUGGCGUGACGAAAAGAUCUUUGAGAAGUGCAGUCAGCUCUCAAAGGGAAAGCCCAAAUACACUUUCUACGAUGGGCCGCCAUUUGCAACCGGCUUGCCGCAUUAUGGUCACAUCCUGGCUGGUACCAUCAAGGACAUUGUGACACGGUAUGCCUAUCAGCAGGGUUACCAUGUGGAUCGUCGCUUCGGCUGGGAUUGUCACGGUCUGCCUGUGGAAUUCGAGAUCGAUAAGUUGCUCAACAUCAAAGGUCCUGAGGAUGUGGCAAAAAUGGGCAUUAAAGCGUAUAACGCCGAGUGUCGCAAGAUUGUCAUGCGCUAUGCUAAUGAAUGGGAAACUGUUGUGACGCGUGUGGGUCGCUGGAUUGAUUUCAAGAACGAUUACAAGACAUUGUAUCCCUGGUACAUGGAGUCCAUCUGGUGGAUCUUCAAGCAGUUGUUCGACAAGGGUUUGGUCUACCAAGGUGUAAAGGUGAUGCCCUAUUCAACUGCGUGCACAACAUCGCUAUCCAACUUUGAGGCUAAUCAAAACUACAAGGAGGUCGUUGAUCCAUGUGUCGUGGUAGCUCUUGAGGCUGUAACGCUGCCCAACACCUACUUCUUGGUGUGGACAACAACGCCGUGGACAUUGCCUUCGAAUUUCGCCUGCUGCGUUAAUGCAAAAAUGAAUUACGUAAAGGUGCGCGAUGUGAAAACCGAUCGUCUUUAUGUGCUCGCCGAAUCGCGUUUGAGCUACGUCUACAAGACGGAGGCAGAGUACGAGGUGAAGGAGAAGUUUACGGGCGACAAGCUCAAGGGACUGCAUUACAAACCGCUCUUCCCUUACUUUGCUCAACGUGGUGCUGAGGUAAAGGCGCAUCGUGUGCUGGUGGAUGAUUAUGUGACUGAGGAUUCGGGUACUGGCAUUGUCCACAAUGCACCUUACUUUGGCGAGGACGAUUACCGUGUAUGCUUGGCAGCCGGUUUAAUCACCAAGUCCAGUGAUGUCAUUUGCCCCUUGGAUGAUAGCGGUCGCUUUACAGCAGAGGUACCCGAUUUCCAAGGUCAGUACGUUAAGGAUGCGGAUAAGAACAUCAUGGCCAGUUUGAAGGCCAGCGGCAAUUUGGUCUCCAGCGGUCAAGUUAAGCAUAGUUAUCCAUUCUGCUGGCGUUCGGAUACGCCAUUGAUCUACAAGGCGGUUCCUUCCUGGUUUGUGCGUGUUGAGCACAUGUCCAAGAAUUUGCUGGCCUGCAGCUCUCAGACCUACUGGGUACCCGACUUUGUGAAGGAGAAGCGUUUCGGCAACUGGCUGAAGGAGGCCAGAGAUUGGGCCAUUUCUCGUAAUCGCUACUGGGGCACUCCCAUUCCCAUCUGGCGUUCACCGAGCGGUGAUGAGACUGUUGUCAUUGGCAGCAUCAAGCAAUUGGCAGAGCUAUCUGGCGUGCUAGUGGAAGAUUUGCAUCGUGAGACCAUUGAUGACAUUGAGAUUCCAUCGGCGGUGCCCGGCAAUCCUCCACUUCGACGCAUUGCUCCCGUUUUUGAUUGCUGGUUCGAGUCUGGUUCUAUGCCAUUCGCACAACAGCAUUUCCCCUUCGAGAAUGAGAAGGACUUUAUGAAUAAUUUCCCAGCUGACUUCAUUGCCGAGGGUAUUGAUCAGACACGCGGCUGGUUCUACACUCUGCUCGUCAUCUCGACGGCCUUGUUUAACAAGGCGCCAUUCAAGAACCUAAUUGCCAGUGGUUUAGUUCUGGCCGCCGAUGGACAGAAGAUGUCCAAGCGCAAGAAGAACUAUCCAGAUCCCAUGGAAGUGGUGCACAAAUAUGGUGCAGAUGCUUUGCGUUUGUAUCUAAUCAACUCGCCAGUUGUGCGCGCUGAAAGUUUGCGAUUCAAGGAAGAGGGCGUGCGUGAUAUCAUCAAGGAUGUCUUCUUGCCGUGGUACAAUGCUUAUCGCUUCCUGCUUCAAAACAUUGUGCGCUACGAGAAGGAAGAGCUGGGAGGCAAGUCGCUGUACACCUACGAGAGGGCACGCCAUUUGCAGAGCAUGGAAAAUGCUUCGGUUAUCGAUGUGUGGAUUUUGUCAUUCAAGGAGUCGCUGUUGGAGUUCUUUGCCACUGAGAUGAAGAUGUACCGCCUCUACACUGUGGUGCCUAGACUCACCAAGUUCAUUGAUCAAUUGACCAACUGGUAUGUGCGCUUAAACCGUCGUCGCAUCAAGGGUGAAAUGGGCACUGAACAGUGCAUUCAAUCAUUGGAUACGCUUUAUGAUGUGCUCUAUACAAUGGUUAAAAUGAUGGCACCUUUUACACCUUUCUUGACCGAAUACAUCUUCCAGCGACUCGUGCUCUUCCAGCCUAAAGGAACCUUGGAGCACACUGACUCCGUGCACUACCAAAUGAUGCCUGCGAGUCAACGCAAGUUUAUUCGCAGCGAUAUCGAACGAUCUGUUGCACUGAUGCAGUCUGUGGUUGAGUUGGGACGAGUGAUGCGCGAUCGUCGCACUCUGCCUGUAAAGUAUCCCGUUUCGGAGAUCAUUGUGAUCCACAAGGAUCAGCAGACGUUGGAGGAGAUCAAGAGCUUGCAAGACUUCAUCCUCAGCGAACUUAAUGUGCGCAAGCUGACGCUCAGCUCUGAGAAGGAAAAGUAUGGAGUAACAUUGCGUGCUGAACCAGACCACAAGACGCUGGGUCAACGCCUGAAGGGCAACUUUAAGGCUGUUAUGGCAGCUAUCAAGGCGCUGAAGGAUGAAGAGAUUCAAAAGCAGGUUGCCCAGGGCUACUUUAACAUUUUGGAUCAGCGCAUUGAGCUGGACGAAGUGCGUGUUAUUUACUGUACGUCCGAUAAGGUUGGAGGAAACUUUGAAGCGCACAGCGACAACGAAGUACUUGUCCUUUUGGACAUGACGCCCAACGAGGAGCUGCUUGAGGAGGGUUUGGCUCGUGAAAUCAUCAAUCGCGUGCAGAAGCUCAAGAAGAAAGCACAACUGAUACCCACUGAUCCUGUUAUCAUCUAUUAUGCCCUAAGUGCCAGCAAGAAUGCCAAAAAGGAAGUCCUGGAAACACAAGCUCAAUUGGAAAAGGUGCUAGUCAACUAUGCGGCUAUGAUCAAGGGUGCCGUCAAAUCGGAGUUCAUACCAUUUAAUGCGAAGGAGGCUGCCACGAAACGUCCUAUCAUCACGGAGCUGGUUGAUCUCAAGGGCGUCGAUCUAACCCUUACCAUUUGCUCCACAGAGGAGCUGCAACUGCCGACACUCGCGUGGCUAAAUGUUACGCUAGCUGGUGAGCUGCAACCGCGAUUCGUCAACAGCAAUAAGGCUUCCAUAUUGCUGCAGCAUAAUGUCAACAAGGAAUACAUCACAUUGGAAACGCUGCGCACUGAAGUUGAGGUUCUUUUUGGUCUUUAUGGCAUCAACUAUGAACUGUAUGUGGUUGAUCAGCAGAAAAAGGUUACGGAACUGAAGACCAUCGAUAAAAGCCUCAGUGGCAAGCUGCUUGUACUUACGCGCAAUCCGGAAGCUCUACGCAAAUCAACGGACUACGUGGUUGAUGCAGCUCCCUAUUCAAAGUUCGUCAAUCAAUCUGGAAGCACAAUUUUUACUGAGAACCCCAAGGGUCACAGUCUGUUGUAGAUCCGAAAACUCUAUGGAAUGACAGGUUGCUUAGUAUUUAUUUACAUUGUAAACUGAAAUACGAAAUAAAAAGUAAACUUUUUCAAAAAGUUUUAAAUAUUAACAAGAAAAUGUAAA
Messenger RNA from Drosophila sulfurigaster albostrigata, 3964 nucleotides. RefSeq names its product isoleucine--tRNA ligase, cytoplasmic (gene IleRS). The record is from RefSeq and is a predicted model, not a curated record. Gene Ontology annotation, molecular function: aminoacyl-tRNA deacylase activity; ATP binding; tRNA binding. Gene Ontology annotation, biological process: isoleucyl-tRNA aminoacylation. The coding region runs from base 155 to 3847 and encodes 1230 amino acids. The transcript is spliced from 7 exons. Lineage: Eukaryota; Metazoa; Arthropoda; Insecta; Diptera; Drosophilidae.